Spirometra erinaceieuropaei is the source of this 4721-nucleotide messenger RNA. Lineage: Eukaryota; Metazoa; Platyhelminthes; Cestoda; Diphyllobothriidea; Diphyllobothriidae. The record is from the annotation of a GenBank genome assembly.
AUGGCCGGUCUCACCAUGGACAAUUUCUUUGGCCAACAGCGACAGCUGCUCCUCAACGCCUCUACUUUAACUAUUCCCAACUUCAUGAAGGUAGUUGACAUCCGAUAAUCUUCGAUACCGUUCGACCCCCCACCCCCCCCCACCCUUCUUGACGGUCGAAUGUCUGCCGCCAGCAGUUUUUUCUCCUGAACUCUCCAAACCAUGAAAACCACCAUCAACUAUAUUUUUAUUCCUUAAACUCAGGAGUUUUUUUCGCUGCUGGUUGGAUUUGUGUUUAACGCUUCCCUUGACAAUGCCUGUAAACUGGCAUUAAAUAAAAUUAUCAUGUUAUCAUCAUAUCAUGACUCCGCGAGGACGGCGGAAGCAAAGCAUUAUUAUUGCAGGAGAUUUCAGUGUUCAGUGGAUUAACGGGAACCCUGUGACAUUUAAGGGCCACACACGAAAUUUCGACCAAAUGCUAUUAGCCAUGGCACAUGAUUAAUUUCUGUUUUAGCAUGUACGAACACUGACCCGGAUGCGUGACUGUCGGAGGGCUAGUUUCCUAGACCUAUUGUUCACCAAGAACUAUGAAAUAAAUGCAGGCCCGCUGCUAGGUUCUUGCGGUCACAUGACAUUAAUUUGGCAGUCAACACUCGUAACUGUCCCCGAAAGAAGAUCAAACUCGUUAAGAAAUAUUUGGCAGGGUAACUUUGAGGCAAUUAAAUCGGAAACUGGACACACACUAAGGCCGGAAGCAUUGCAAUGAGAUGUCGAAGAAUGCUGAACAACCUUCGACUCAACUAUGAGAGACUUCAUUGAACGAUACUGUCGUCUUAAUAAACAUCAGGCCGGAAACAAACCGAAAUGACUGACAACAUCGGUUAAGAAUGGAAUCCGAAAAAAACGCAAGUGGUGGAAAAUCUUCUUACAAACGGGAGCCCAGAAAAACUUCAACAAUUUAGACAACAGCGAAACUUAUGCAAAAUACUCAUCCAUGAAGUAGGUGCUUCUUAUGAACUGAAGUUCCUGGGAGAGGCACAGCAAAAACCUAGAGCGUUCUAUGCAUACAUCAGGAGCAGUACAAAAAACCAAGACCAUCUCACAACCUUAAAGGACAAAGAUAACCAAAUUGUGAUUGGUGACUUUCAAAAAACCGAGCUUCUUUCAGAGUCUUUCCAAAGUGUCUAUACCGCUUAACCACCACUCCCCAGUUCUGUUCUCUGUCACAGCUCGCCAACCAAUCACUUAAAAACACAGUAUUGUUUACACCGCAGCUAGUUUUCGCGGAGUUAUAUAAGCUGGAUCCGGCCAAGUCACCUGGACCAGAUGAGGUCGCACGUGUACUCCUACGUCAACUAGCUGAAGAAUUAGCAGAACUACUCUGUAUAAUCUUCCAAAAAAAUAGCUGGAAGCUGGCAAACUUCCCGUCACAUGGAUACUGACAAACGCCGCAUCCAUCCACAAGGGCAGAUCACGGCUAUAUCCUACCAACUACCAGCCGGUGAGUUUGACAUGCAUUUGCUGCAAUCCGAUGGAAAAGUUAGUUGAAAAACCAAUCGCAUCGCUCGAUCCAUUCCGCUGUUACAUCAGUUCAGUUCAACAUGGCUUUUGUGGAAAGAGGUCAUGCCACACAAACAUGCUUACGUCGCCCGAACAUUGGUACAGGACCAUGGACGAAGGACAUCCAGUUGAUGUCAUUUACUAUGACUUCAGAAAGGCGUUUGAUUUCGUCCCACAUAUGCGUCUCGUUCAAAAGUUGUCAGGAGUAGGCAUAAGAGGGGAUCUUUAGAACUGGACUCAAGACUUCCUAAACGGUCGUAGACAACAAGUAACUGCCGGUGGCUACUGCUCAGAGUGCGCACCCGUUAAAAGUAGGAUCCCACAAAGGUCCGUUCUUGGGCCGUUCCUAUUCAGUAUCUAUGUAAAUUAUCCAGUACGAGAAGUGAAAUCGGACAUAGCGCUCUUUGCAGACGAUCUUAAACUUUGGAUAGUGACAAAAGAUGAAGAUGUCGUCAAGAGACUACAAGCGGACGUAGAGAAUAUGAACGGAUGGAGCGAGAAAUGGUACAUGAAUUUCAACGCCACAAAUGUGUAAUAAUGCACGUAGUUUCAGCAGGACGAAGAACAAAAGCACCUCACGACAGUGUCUCCUGGACAAUCAACAACUUUAGACCAUAGAUAUGCGAAAAAAUCUCGGCGUAUUCAUUAAAGACGAUGUAAGCGUCACCACGUAGUGCUCUAAAGUCGCAGUGCGAGCAGUGUCAGUCAUGCGCGCGAUACGCAGAACCUUUGUUAACUUGAAUACAUACAGUAGAUGUGCUAACUCAUGAAAUGCCAACCAAAAUUUUGAAGUGCGUUCUCUUUUCGAAAAGAUAAAUUAAGCAGUGUUGUAAAACUAAUCAUGAUGCAGCAUAAAUCUGUAAUGAUUCAGUUACCUCAGGGUGUCAGCUUUUGAGAGAACUUAUUUUCGGCUGCAUGCAAUAUAUAUACUCUGCAAAAAAUGACUACUUAUGUAGCAUAAACAUUUUCUCAUUGAUUUUCGAUGCCCUUGAAAAUUCAAUUAUAUUUCAUGGAAAACAUGCAUAAAAAUAUUCAUUCCUUAACUUAUUCGGUAGAAAAUCACGUCCUCUUCCAAUUUCAUACUAAAAAGAAGGACAUAAUUCGGUUUUAAAAAACUCUUCUUAUUCCCAAAUAAUUUUGAACUCUACCUGCUGUGACACUUGCAUUCAGGGUUUCAAACCUACAAGUUGUAUAUUUCCCGUGUACGGAAGACCAUGCAUUUAUCUACGGUGUUAAGACGAGACCAUAUGAGGUUCAUAAAAUUAACCCGUGGAUUUGAGCAAUAUUGUUGACUUUACAAGCCAAAUUCGUAAAUGCAGAUACAUGGCGUCUCAUGAACGGCCAUUUAACGGUAUUAAAAACCUCACAAUUAGAAACUUUUUUAAAACCGAAUUAUGCCCUUCUUUUUAGUAUGAAAUUAGAAGAGGACGUGAUUUUCUACCGAAUAAGUUAAGGAAUGAAUAUUUUUAUGCAUGUUUUCCAUGAAAUAUAAUUGAAUUUUCAAGGGCAUCGAAAAUCAAUGAGAAAAUGUUUAUGCUACAUAAGUAGUCGUUUUUUGCAGAGUAUAUAUAUUGCAUGCAGCCGAAAAUAAGUCCUCUCAAAAGCUGACACCCUGAGGUAACUGAAUCAUUAUAGAUUUAUGCUGCAUCAUGAUUAGUUUUACAACACUGCUUAAUUUAUCUUUUCGAAAAGAGAACGCACUUCGAAAUUUUGGUUGACAUUUCAUGAGUUAGCACAUCAACUGUAUGUCCUUGGCAAGGUAUAUGGGGCAUUUGUGCAGCCGCACCUGGAAUAUGCGGUACAGGCUUGGCGGCCGUGGCUUCGAAAGGAUAUAAACCUCCUUGAGGAUGCACAACGACGUGUUGCAAAGGCUGCUCAUGACCGUAAAAAUUUUACGUACGGGCAUAGCCUGACGACCUUGAACCCCUAUUCCCUCCACUACAGGCAGGACACAGGUGACCUGAUCGCAACGUUUCAAUUGCUAUGAGGACCUAGUCUGGAUGUCGACUGUGAAACGCUUUUUGAAAUGGCACCGAAGUCUAAUCUCAGACGGCGCGAUUACCAGCUUAGAAAGGAACUGUGCCACACAAAUCAACGUUCCUCCUUUUUCUGACAGAGGGUCACUCGUCACUGGAAUUCUUUGCCGAAGCCUGUUGCUAAUUCCCCUACCGUGAAUGUGUUCAAGACACAACUGGUUGAUCACCUCAUAAAAGACAACCCGAACUGCCGAUGACAUGAAGAUAUGGAGUGUGAUUCGGGGUUCUGCCCGACGAAGACAGACUGCCGAUGAGCCUGAAUCGGUUGGAGGAGUGGUCAAACCGUUGGCUCCUGCGUUUCAACGUUCGCAAAUGUAACAUACUUCGCCGUGGCAUCACAGCCAGAUCCGGCAGCACAAGAGACUACUUUCUGGACGGUGCAGCCCUACAAGAGGUCGAAGCCCAAAAGGACCUCGGUGUGAUGACUACGAGUCCCCUAAAGCCAUCCGCCCAUUGUUCUAGAGUGGCAAAAGGCACAGUGUCCGUACUGUGCGCAAUCAAGCGUGCGUUUAUGGACUUUGACGAGGACGCUUUCUCGGAGUGAAUCUACUGAUAGACAGAAGCGUUCUUACAACUUCCUGCUAAAAAAUGUUUCUCGAUCUGCUCGGCCAAUUGAUGUUGCGACCAGUUUCCUGUAAUCAUGUGGUUUCAACUAUAAAAUAGCUGAUGCCAAACGCUUGUCCUCCCGUAGUACAAAUCCACCCAUCUUAGUCAAAUUGUUUUCAUCAAUCGAAGUUGACACAAUCUUUACUCAUCGAGAGCGUGUCACUGCGUACCUAGAGAAGGCAAAAUUUUUCCUUUGUCAUGAUCUUACUCCUAUGGAGCGUAGAAUCGGGUCUCUAUUCUCACGUAAACCUACUGCUUCUCAGUCUAAUGCUCCCCAACUCGGUCAUAAUACAAGUGGCCGUAAGGAUUCAUCUUCUCGUACUCCUGCGACAUCUGACUCCCUCCUUCCUCCUUCUCCUACGUCUCCAUCUCACUCAAGCCACUUGACGCAUUUGCCUGCCCCUAAACUUGCAGCAGCAGCAGCAGCAGCAGCAGCAGCAGCAGCAGCAGCAGCAGCAGCAGCCCCAUUUGUCGUUUCGUAUCCUCCGGAUAGUCCCGCCGAGACACAUGAAAAUCCGUCUACAUCAGCUAGACCGAUAA